UUUUGUCUUUGUUUUAUACAUUCAUAGACAAACCACGCGCGCCAUUUACACUUCGCGAACAACGAGCGAACAUGAAUGAAGUUUCUGCUGACAACAAGCGAACAUGGAUGGAAAUGUCCGCCUCGAAAACAUAAAUAAAUGGCCACCGUUGUUUUCACGUUCUUCAUAACCACUAGGUUUUAUGUUUAUAAAAUGGACGCCGAUUCCCAAGAACGGCGGAGGGAGUCCAAAUUGUCCCAGCGGGAAAAACGGUGGAGCAUGAACUCUCAGAGGCUAGAAGAGAUUGUGGCGGAGCUGAUGAAGCCCAUCAGCGACGUCCACCGCAGCUUCGACACGGACCUCAGCGCGCUACUGGAGGAGUACCUGACGGAGGCGGGGCUCCACGCCCUGGAGGCGGACGAGGACGAGGCGCCGCUGGAGCCCGCGCCCGCCGCCGUCAACUUCGCGGAGCUGGCGCUGCUGCUGCAGCACUCCGCCAGCCUGUACGGCCGCAAGGUGGACCUGCUGUACCAGCGCGUGCUGCACGUCAGCGACUCGCUGCUCACCAGCACGCAGUGGGAAGUGGCGGGCACUCCAAGCGAUGAGCCAGCGACGCCGAGCGGGCGCCGCAAGCGGGGGCCCUCGCAGGGCGCCGCGGGCUUCCAGGGCGUGGAGCUGGCGCGCAGCGCGGCCGCCGCACGGGAGCCCGCGGCGCCGCGCCCGCCGCCCACGCUGCCGCGCAUCUACAUAGAGCUGGAGCCCAGGACCAUGACGGAUAAUGACGUGCCCUUAACGGAUUACGAAGGAGAACCCAUUGGAUUGCUGUCAGAUUUUCAUGUCACGUGGAGAUUACAGGACGGGGUUCUAGUAGACGAGCUGGAAGGCAACGGGUCCUCGUCGGCCGUGUGCCUGCGGCCCAUCCCGCUGCUGGAGCUGUCGGCCGCCGUCGCCGCCGCCGCGCCCCCCGACCUGCCGCCGCGCUGCUCCACCCCCACGGGAGGAGGGCCCCCCCUACUCCCCCCACUGCCCCCACUGCCCGGCACGCCGCAACCGAUGGACGAUACGCUAGACUCCGCGAUAGAAAUGACCCCGGAAGUGGCGGUCGUCAAAGCCGAAAGGAAGAGGAAAUGCGAGGUCAAUGUGGAUGAAGAAGUGGGGAGGAUCAAAUUGUUGAUUAGUAAAGCGUUACGUCAGAAACUGUCGAUGGUGCAGGAGUUCGGCGUGCCCGAGCCCUGGGUCCGCAGCGUGGUGAGCGCCCGCCACAAGAGGAUUCUCAGUAUGAGGCACCAACACAAGAAGACCAAGGAAGAGCCUAGAGAUUUUCGUGGGUUUGAUUGUUCCACUGCGUGUGGUGCGGGCGGGUUCCCGGGCUGGAGCGCGGCGGAGCGGCCGCGGCUGACGGCGGAGCCCGACAGCGACGACGACGGCUUCUUCGACCAGUCCUCCUCCGGGGACUCCGACGGCUCGCGCGCCGGCGACCAUUCCCACACGCACAUACAGUGCGAGAGCGAGUCGGACGCGUGGUCGGAGUGGCAGCGCGGCGUGCUGCAGCGGGCGGCGGCGGGCGAGGCGCGCGUGUUCGACGUCAGGGCGCUGGCCGGGCGGCUGCUGGCGCGCCUGCCGCCCGGCGACGGCCGGCCCUUCGCCAGCGUGCUGCGCGCCGAAGCCGCGGCGGAACAUGACGUUUCCGGCCUCUUCCUGGCUACUCUGUUCUUGGCUAACUCUGGCAACGUGGAAAUAAUCCAAGGCGCGCCCCUGGAGCUGAGCUCGUUCUCGGUGCGGCUGGUGUCGGGCGCGCGCCGCCAGCUGGAGGCCGCCGCCGCCGCCGCCGAGGCGGACGGCGUCGCGCCCGUACGCAGCACGUGACUGCCUGCUGCAGACAGUGAUCCCAGCACCGCAUUAUACCAACAACUCUAGUCUGGAGACUAGGAAUAAGUACAUAUUUACCGUAUAAUAGAGCUUAACCCAAGGACAAAUGGAAUGAUCUCUUGAACUUUUGCGGGUGAAAUAUUUUUAUCAAAGUGAACUAUCGCAAUAGGAUGCUAGUGAUGUGAAAUAGUGAAUAAAAUCGACCAGGUCGAGCAAAGACUAAUAUAUAUAACUAAUAUAUAUAUAAGUAAAAAUUUUAAAUCUGAAUGUAUUUUUGUCGCAAAUCAAAGGUUGAGUGCCUAUUCAAAUUGCAUGUAUUCUAAUAUUUUCGGAAGUCUUUGAUGGGAUACGUCUAAUCAUAAAGUAACUAUAGAUUGAACUGAUUGUAAGAAUCACACACCAAAAUGAAAUGUUUUUUAUAAAAAUUACAUUGAAAUUGAGUGAAAUUUGCCUCAAAAAAAAGUUAAUUUAAUCCAUAUGCUAUACAGAUUAUACUUUAUCACCGAAAUUGCAGCUGAAAUAAACAUUAUAAAUUAUAAAAUUUGGUACAAAGGAUACAAUGGUCUGUUACAUAGAAAUAUAACCAAAUUAGAAAGACACUUGAUUAGGUAUUGAAAAAUUCUGCUUCUUUCUAAUUGGCCUGAUGUGCAAGAUUGAAAGUCACAAUGUAAUUUGAGGUCAUUGUCUUGUACAGAUAUAUUUUUGAGUUGAAUUUCCUGGUUGGUUAUAUUUCUGUGGUUUGUCGUUUGUGUAAUUUAUGUGUACAUCUGUACAGAGAGAUAUAUUUAAUUAAGAGAGAAUAUUUAGAAGUUUGACUUCGUUUUAAAAGUCAUAAUAAUAGAUAUACUUUAGGUAUGUUCUGUUUCUACAGUAAGUUUUUCCACAACUGUUUCUGAACUAAGUCUGGAACAACCCGGUCACUUGAUAAGAGAAUUUAAAUACAAUAAUUUAGUUUCAGGUCAAUAUCAUCUGUUUGUGUGUCUGGUAGCAAAAGAUUUCACAUUAUUGUAAUAAAAUUUAAUAAAUAUACAAGUCAAUUCUCAUAUUCUAUGUAUUUAGUUACAUAAUAUUCUGUUUUAUAUUUUAUUGAAUUGAUGCUUAAUCAUUUACUAAUAUGCAAGAACUCUUCCUGAAAUUGUAUCCAAUGUAAAUUGGUAUGGGCACCUUUAUUAUGGUUUUUAAGGGCCUCUUUUUUUAAACUACAUUAGUAGCAAAUUUUUUCCUAUUUUGAAGUAUUAAUAUAUUAUUUUGUGUUUAUAUUGGAUUUAAAACAAUUAGUUAAUAUUUUAUAGGUUUAAAGACAAAUCGUGUGGUGGUUACAGUACAGAAGUACUAAGUUAAUCAUGGAAAAUAUAGUAUUUUCAUCAAUUAGGUAACAAGUAAAAUCUUAUACCAAAACUAAAUUAUUUUUAUAUAAAUAAAAAUGAUUUGUGGAAAUGAUAAAUAUGAAUCAAGUUUUUGUAUGUUAAAUAAAAUAUUUCCUUUAAUUAUGGCGGGUCCAGUGUGCAAUGUUACAAUCACAAAUUGUACAAUAGACCGGCACUCGUCCCAAGCAACAUUUAAAAUCCGAAAGUAACUUUAUAUGUUUGUUUGUUCCCUCUUCACGCGCUGUCUACUGUACCGAUCUUGAAAUUGAAAUUUAAUAUAUAAAAUUCUCGUGUCACAAUGUUCGUUCCCGUACUCCUCCAAAAUUGCUCUCAUGAAAUUUUGUGAGCAUAUUGAGUAGGUCAGAGAAUCGACCAACAUCUUUUUUCAUACCCCUUAGUGAUAAGGGUUGUCCACCCUUAACAGUUUUUUUUGACUAGAAAUUAUUUAAAAAAUAUUUAUAUGGCAAAACAACGUUAACCAGGACAGCUAGUUCUUAAAUAUAAUAAGAAUGUGGUGAAGGAUAUAGCGUAAUUUUCAUGCCGGUAAAACUAGUUCUCGGGGGAUUUCCGAAAAAUUUUGUAGGUAUUCUUUAUUUGUAUAUAUGUGACUUAUAAUUCACUCGUGUAGGUGACGCUAAAUUCGCGCGUGCGAAUCUGCGGGUAACAGCUAGUUUACGAUGAAAUGGCCCUUAUCUCAUUAAAGAGUACCUAUGAUUUAUUGUAUCAUUUAUAUUUUAGUAUUUAAGCAUCUUUUUACAUAAUUGUGUAUUUUGUAACUUCUACGACACCAGUGAGAAUUUCUGACCAAAACUUUGCACGCUAAUUAAUCUUAAACAUAUUCCCGAACGUUGACCUCUAUCUCCUAUCUUUUUCUAUCUUUACGGUUGACCGAAAAAAUAGAAAAGAAGCAAGAUAAUCCUUAUCAAGGUUCGUGAACGGUAAAUUUGUCCGAAGUCUGAAGUUACACAUGGUACCAAAGGACCUGAAACGUUCGGUUUAGAUAAUAAGAUGGUUGUUGUAGGUUUAGCAGAUUCUUUGGUAAAUAGUAUAACUCUUAGUGAGAACCUUGUUUUUAUACUUUUUCUUCUGGCGUUAGUUCCCUCUCCGGAGAGGAGCUCUCUUGGUAAAAACAAUAGAAUUAAUCUAGAAACAAAUUAUUUUGUCGUAAGUCAUAAACUAUUAAGAACCAUUUUAACUAACAAAUAUAAUAAUCCUACGUUCUUUCUUCUUGGUGCUAAAUCAAAAUUAAAUGUCUUAAUUACUAGUACAUAAAGUAUUAAUAAUUUACUUGUUACAAAUUGAUCAUGAAUUAAUAUAAUUGAAUAAAAUUGUGUUAACUAAACGUAAAAAAAACAUUUCUGACUCAUUUCUUGUUAUGGAUUUGAAAUACAAAUGUACUAUAUUUUUAUAGAUUACACUAAUAGCUGAUGUGAGAAAUAUAAUAUAUUGCCCAAUUAAGGCCUGGGGUAAAGUUGAAACGGCUUUCAAAUUAUAUUACGGACCCCAGUGACUAUUGUUGUCAAAUAUCAUUAUAUCUGUAAGGUUUUUUAGGUAUAUCUGAAAUGUACCUAAGCCGUCCUUAGAUAGUAAGCCUAAGUGUACAUAUGUAAAUUGUAUAUAAAAUCUUUAUAAUUAUUAAACAAAUUAUGUGUUAAA
This is a messenger RNA of Amyelois transitella, 4871 nucleotides long. RefSeq names its product condensin-2 complex subunit H2. Gene Ontology annotation, molecular function: chromatin binding. The transcript is spliced from 10 exons. NCBI's taxonomy places the organism in Eukaryota, Metazoa, Arthropoda, Insecta, Lepidoptera, Pyralidae. Gene Ontology annotation, biological process: mitotic sister chromatid separation; meiotic chromosome condensation. Gene Ontology annotation, cellular component: condensin complex; nucleus. The coding region runs from base 139 to 1845 and encodes 568 amino acids. The record is from RefSeq and is a predicted model, not a curated record.